AUGAGCUGGAGUAGAGGUCACGAACUUGGCCACGGCGCCACCGCCACCGUCUAUCUAGCAACCGACCACCGCUCUGGCGAGCGGUUCGCUGUCAAGUCAGCAGGGGUUUCCCAAUCGGAGUUCCUACAACGAGAACAGAGGAUUCUGUCCUCGCUCAGCUCUCCUUAUGUAAUUGGAUACAGGGGAUGGGAAAUUACCAAGGAGGAGGGCAGAAUUGUGUACAAUUUGAAGCUCGAGUACAUGCCCGGCGGCACCAUCGUCGAUGAGAUUCGCCGUGGCGGAGGCCGGAUUGAAGAAUCCACGAUCGGGUUCUACACGUGGCAGGUCGUGAAGGCGCUUGAGUAUCUGCAUUCCAACGGAUUGGCGCAUUGCGAUGUUAAAGGUCGGAACAUUUUGGUUGGGCCCGAUGGGUCGGAUGUCAAGCUGGCGGAUUUCGGGUGCGCCAAGCGGGUCGAAUCGUCGUCGUCUCCGGGUUCAAUUGGCGGGACGCCGAUGUUUAUGGCGCCGGAAACGGCCCGCGGGGAGGAACAGGGGUUCGCCGGCGACGUUUGGGGAUUGGGGUGCGCGGUCAUCGAAAUGGCGACCGGCGGCGGGUCGCCGUGGCCGGAGAGUCAUCACGACGACGACCCGGUUUCGGCAAUUUUCCGGGUGGGUUACUCUGGUCGGGUCCCGGAUUUCCCCGGUUGGAUGUCGGAGCAAGGAAAGGAUUUCUUGGACAAGUGUUUGAGGAUGGAUCCGAGACAGAGGUGGACGGCGAGUCAGCUGCUGAAGCAUCCGUUCCUCGGAGAAUUCGAAUUCGCCGGUGACCUUACCGCCGGAAAGCGAGUCCAGGUUCCGUGUUUUGAUUCUCCUACGAGUAUUCUGGAUAAAGGGUUCUGGAAUUCGGUGGGGAUAAUUGAUUCUGAAGAAGCCACUCAAUCGCCCUGUUCUUCUUCUUUUUCUUCAUCAUCAUCGUCGGAAGAGGAAGUAGAGGAAGCCAGAGAGAGGAUCGGACGGCUGGCGGCGGCGGGACCCAGCUGGGAAUUUUGCGACGGUGGCGAUGAUCUUGAUCGUUGGAUCACAGUUCGGGGAUUUUGCAAUUGCAGUGUAGGAGGAGAAGAUGGAAGGGAUUGUUGUGGCUGUGGUGCAGCAGGGGAUUUGUUGACGUCAUCAGGAAGCAAUAAUGAGUAUUAUGAUGUAAUUAAUAGAAUUGAUGAGGGUUUUAGUUUGGAAGGGUGUAAAUAUGGGGAGUUUGGUAGUUUGGUAGUUAGUUGUAAUUUGCAGUAUGAGAGGAGGGAGAAGAAGAGGCAAGAAGGUCAAGAUAAUGUACUGUUGUCACUUCCCCCUGUUUCAAGAUUAGUUUCACAAGCUUGA
Molecule: messenger RNA, 1353 nt
Organism: Linum tenue
Lineage: Eukaryota; Viridiplantae; Streptophyta; Magnoliopsida; Malpighiales; Linaceae
Source: the annotation of a GenBank genome assembly